GAGAGAGAGAGAGAGAGAGAGACUUUUGCUUGGGCGUCAUCUUUUGAAUCUACAAGAUAGAAAGAAAAAGAGAAACUUUGUGUUUCAUGUUGGUCAGAUAGAGAAAGUGGGAGACUUUAACUCUUCUUCUCUUUCUCUCUCUGCCUCUCCAUUUGCUUCUCAUUCCCCGUCUGCCUUCUGCAUUGAUUUUGUCAUUACGCAUUUUUGCUAAUUAUUCAUCCGAUAAAAAUCUCUGUUUCCCUCUUAUUCGGGUUGAGAAAGUUUCGAGGAAAUCUCAGGUCAAAUUGGUUUCCUCUGUGCUUAUGGGUUUGGUGGCAACCUAGAUUUCUUGGCUGUUUACCGGAGAUUAGGCGAAGAGGCUUUUGAGAAUCCUCAGAUUUGAUCAGAUGGGGAAUUGCUGUGCAAGCCCGGGUGGGAAUAAACAAGGGAAACCCAAGAGCAAAAACAACCCUUUUUACAACGAAGAAUACACUGCAACAAAUGGACCUGGAGCUGGUUUCAGGCUCUCCGUGUUGAAAGAUCCGACGGGUCAUGAUAUAUCCGGAAUGUAUGAUCUGGGCCGCGAGCUUGGUCGUGGCGAGUUUGGUAUAACUUACUUGUGUUCCGAUAUCAGAACAGGUGAAGAAUAUGCAUGCAAGUCUAUAUCGAAGAAGAAGCUCAGGACGGCUGUGGAUAUAGAGGAUGUGAGGAGAGAGGUAGAGAUAAUGAAGCAUAUGCCUAAACACCCGAAUAUUGUCACGCUGAAAGAUUCUUUUGAAGAUGAUGACGCAGUUCAUAUAGUUAUGGAGUUGUGCGAGGGAGGGGAACUGUUUGAUCGGAUUGUUGCAAGAGGCCACUAUACUGAACGGGCUGCCGCUGCUGUUAUGAAGACUAUCGUUGAAGUUGUUCAGAUGUGUCAUAAGCACGGUGUCAUGCACCGGGAUCUUAAACCGGAGAACUUUCUCUUUGCAAAUAAAAAAGAGACAUCGGUUCUUAAGGCCAUAGAUUUUGGAUUAUCUAUCUUCUUUAAACCCGGUGAGCGAUUUAAUGAGAUAGUUGGAAGCCCUUAUUACAUGGCACCAGAGGUGCUCCGAAGAAACUAUGGUCCUGAAGUUGAUGUCUGGAGUGCAGGAGUUAUCCUCUACAUUCUGCUUUGUGGUGUCCCGCCUUUUUGGGCCGAAACUGAGCAAGGGGUGGCUCAGGCGAUCAUUAGGUCAGUUAUUGACUUUAAGAGGGAUCCAUGGCCGAGAGUUUCAGACAGUGCCAAAGAUCUUGUGAGGAAGAUGCUUGAACCUGACCCGAAAAAACGGCUUUCUGCUUCAGAAGUUCUCGAACAUCCAUGGAUACUAAACGCAAAGAAAGCUCCAAAUGUCUCCCUCGGGGAGACUGUGAAAGCCAGGCUCAAACAAUUUUCUGUUAUGAACAAGCUCAAGAAACGAGCUUUACGGGUGAUAGCGGAGCAUUUAUCGGUGGAGGAAGUUGCGGGCAUAAAAGAAGCAUUUGACAUGAUGGACACAAACAAGAAGGGGAAGAUAAACCUCGAUGAGCUUAGAAAUGGACUUCAAAAACUCGGUCAACAAAUCCCCGAUGCAGAUGUUCAGAUUCUGAUGGAAUCCGCUGAUGUAGAUGGGGAUGGUACAUUGAACUAUGCUGAGUUUGUAGCAGUCUCAGUGCACCUUAAGAAGAUGGCCAACGAUGAGCAUUUGCAUAAAGCUUUCAACUUUUUCGAUCAGAACCAGAGCGGUUAUAUAGAGAUCGAAGAGCUUCAUGAGGCAUUGAAUGACGAGGUGGAUACUAGCAGUGAGGAAGUUGUCAGUGCCAUUAUGCAAGAUGUGGAUACUGACAAGGACGGGCGGAUAAGCUACGAAGAGUUUGCAGCUAUGAUGAAGGCGGGGACGGACUGGAGGAAAGCGUCGCGUCAGUAUUCCCGGGAAAGAUUCAACAGUUUGAGCCUCAAGUUGAUGAGGGAGGGUUCUUUGCAGUUAGCAGGAAGCACCAACUGAAGAUUGAGUCUUGAAGAUUUGUGUUCUUGAGAAUGAUCUCUAUCAAAUAAGCAUAUUACGAUGAUGAUACAUUGGUCUUUGUUUGAAAUGAAACGCUUAGGGUUUUAGAUAGGGGUUUUAGGGUUUCGAUUGGUUUAGCAUUCUUCCACACCCAUGUCAAGAUAUUUUUUGGGUGAAAUCAAGUGUUUUCUUCCAUAGUAUAACAGUUCAAGAACAGUGUAACCCAUUGCUGUUCCAGGGGAUGAAUGAUGAUGAUAAUGCUUCUUUGCAGCUA
Tarenaya hassleriana is the source of this 2256-nucleotide messenger RNA. RefSeq names its product calcium-dependent protein kinase 8. Gene Ontology annotation, biological process: intracellular signal transduction; protein autophosphorylation; peptidyl-serine phosphorylation. Gene Ontology annotation, cellular component: cytoplasm; nucleus. Gene Ontology annotation, molecular function: calcium ion binding; ATP binding; calcium/calmodulin-dependent protein kinase activity. The transcript is spliced from 10 exons. The record is from RefSeq and is a predicted model, not a curated record. The coding region runs from base 387 to 1982 and encodes 531 amino acids. NCBI's taxonomy places the organism in Eukaryota, Viridiplantae, Streptophyta, Magnoliopsida, Brassicales, Cleomaceae.